This is a messenger RNA of Symsagittifera roscoffensis, 1890 nucleotides long. RefSeq names its product serpin B8-like. The record is from RefSeq and is a predicted model, not a curated record. NCBI's taxonomy places the organism in Eukaryota, Metazoa, Xenacoelomorpha, Acoela, Convolutidae. The coding region runs from base 8 to 1144 and encodes 378 amino acids. The transcript has 2 exons. Gene Ontology annotation, molecular function: serine-type endopeptidase inhibitor activity.
UUUGAAAAUGUCGAAACUGAGUUACAAAACGGCGUGUGAAUUUGGAAGUUCUCUAUUCGAUCUCUACAUCAAAGACUCAAAAGAUGCCAACACAGCAAUUUCCCCUAUUAGUGUUUUUGUUUGUAUGUCAAUGCUAAAACAUGGAGCAGGCGGUCAAACGAAAGCUGAACUGGAGAAAGCGCUUUGUAUCGAUGCUGGUAGUGACGGGAAAGAAGCUGAGAACAUUAUCGGAAGUCUGAAGAAAUCGGCGGAUCAAAAGUUCACUUUAACAACGGCUAAUGGACUGUUCCUGCAGCUAUGCUUCGAACCCGUCCCCGAUUUUGUUCAACUUCUGAAGUCGAAAUUCAACGCUCAUGUUCAAACUGUGGAAUUUGGGUGCAAGCAAGGCGAAAAAAUUGUCAAUGACUGGGUUGAAAAGCAAACGAAUGGAAAGAUAAAGGACUUGGUUCAAAAUACAACGCCAGACACUGUUUUGGCCCUGAUCAAUGCAGUAUACUUGAAGGGGAAAUGGCUCAGGCCAUUCAAGCCUGCAAAGACCGAUGAACUAGAUUUUGAUGUUUCCAAAGAAAAAAAGGUGAAGGCUAAAUUCAUGCGACAAGAAGCUCGAUUUGAUUACGUGGAAAAUAAGGAAGAGCUGUUUGCAAUGGCAUUUUUGCCAUAUGAGAGCGAGUCUAAGAACUCUGCGUGGGAAAUGGGUAUUCUGCUUCCCGAAAAAGGAUCCAACCCCGCAGACUUCCUGAAGUUUUUGCAACAUGACAGUUUGAAAAGCUUGAGGUCAAAAGCGAACGAGCAAUUGCUGGAUUUGAUGUUACCAAAGUGUAAAAUUGAAUCGAGUAUAGAUUUAAUUCCGAUUUUGAAAACAUUGGGAGUCAAGGAAGCGUUCACCAUGGGAGCCAAUUUCUCUGGCAUCAGUGGCAACGAAGCGACAAUGGUCAGUGCUAUCUUGCAGAAGUGCUUUGUGGAUAUAGACGAAGAAGGGACGGAGGCAGCAGCUGCCACGGUGGUGAUGAUGAUGCGAUGUGCCAUGAUGCGGACCGAGGAACCGACCAGAUUCCAUGUGACAUCUCCUUAUGUGUACUUCAUGCAUCAGCCUUCAACUGGCAUUGUGCUAUUCAGUGGGGUGGUACAUGACCCCAGUGCUUGAAAUGCUUACAAAAGUCUAAUUGCUAUCAACUAUUUUAUACCUAAUUAAGAGCCGAUAAACGUAGUUUUUUUGUAAAAGUCUUACCUAUUGAUCCAGUUUUCUCAAGUUGGGUUUGUUUAAUCAAAAAAGUAUCAAUAAUAAAUUGUUCUAAAAAUUCAAAGAGCAUUUUUUCAAAAUUCGAAACUUGGGAUAUUUUCAAUAAAUGAUUCAUUUUUUUUCUGUUUACUUGCGUUCAUUGAAUCUUUUCCAACUGUCUGUUGGCUAUGUUUUUUAUUUACUGUUCGUCUUAGUAAAUGAAGGCUGCCUAGAUAAUCCUAGUAAACACAAUGGAUAGUUUAAAUUGAUAAUUCUUGUCGAAAAGACUAUUUCAAGUUAAAUUAAUUCGGUAAAAUAAAUUAUCAAUCAGUAUUUCAGUUUUGGAAAUUCAAAGAAAUAAUAUAAUUUUAUAUCUAUCUUAUCUUAAUAUAUGUUAAAAACGCUGCACAGAUUUAUAUUUGAAUACAAUUGCUUUAAAUCUCAGUCAUAUCAUUUUAAAUUUUCUCAAUCUUAUCAUGAAAUAUUUUAUUUAAUUAAGCUUAAUGGAUCUUGGUUUUAGUUGAAUUAGCUGAGAUAGGUCUAUAAAUUGCGGUAGAACAUUUGAGUCUAGGCCAGCCCUUUAGCUUCUUUCGAUCUCAGAUAGUGUUUGUUGGUAGCUCAAAUGCCGGAAUAUUCUAUACCUUUGCAGUUGAAGCUCUCAAAAGUUAGAA